Aphis gossypii (cotton aphid) is the source of this 936-nucleotide messenger RNA. RefSeq lists its product as uncharacterized. The coding region runs from base 1 to 936 and encodes 311 amino acids. The transcript has 5 exons. NCBI's taxonomy places the organism in Eukaryota, Metazoa, Arthropoda, Insecta, Hemiptera, Aphididae. The record is from RefSeq and is a predicted model, not a curated record.
AUGUAUGAUUUACGUCGAAAAGAAUACCCAACAUUUCCUCAGUCAUUAAAUAGUGCUAUCACACAACUUAAAGAAAUGCAAAACGAAGAUCGCUUUAGAUUUAAAAACGAAAAGUUUAUUCAUGUUUCUGAAAAUCAAAACUUCAUUUGUAUUACGACGAGAACAAAUAUUAAUUUACUCACACAGUGUGAUGAUAUAUUUAUAGAUGGCACAUUUGAAUACGCUCCUAAACAUUUUUUACAACUUUAUACAAUCCAUGGAUUUAAAAAUGGUUUUUAUAUACCACUUGUAUAUUUCUUUUUACCCGAUAAAUGUGAAGAAACUUACAUUCAAAUGAGGGAGCCUUUAAUAUGUUUUGAAUAUUUAUCCAUUAGACUAUGUAUCCACACAUUACAUGUGGAUUUUGAAAAAGCUGCACAUGAAGCCGCGAAAACUAUGUUUCCUGGAAUAUCUAUCAAUGGGUGUAGAUUCCAUUUAGGUCAGGCAUGGUGGCGUAAGAUUCAAGAACACAAUAUUUUAAGAACUUCAUAUAUGAUUGAUGGAGAUGAAUUAGGCAUUUGGUUAAAAUCAUUUUUUGGAUUACCGUUUCUCCCAGUGGAAAAGGUUGAAGAAGGCUUUUUAGAAUUCAUGAGUACGUGUCCAAACGAAAAUGAAGGCUAUAUAUUUUCUGAUUACAUACUUAAGUCGUACAUAGAAUCUGGUUGUUUAUUCCCCCCUGAAUUAUGGGCAAGUGAACCUUCAUUUAGUCCAAGAACCACGAAUGGAGCAGAAAGUUUUCAUAAAAUGUACAACGGACAAUUUCACAGUGAUCACCCACCAACGCAUGUAGUAAUAUCUGUACUAAUGGAAAUACAAGCCGAAACUAUGACAAAAAUUAAUUCAAUUGCUAGAAACGUGCACAGUAAAAUGGGAUCAUCCGAUUUAAAACGUAAAUGA